AGGGGAGGUAACGAGGCUUCCAACCCUGGGAUGAACUUGCACGUCUCCGGUCUCUCUCGGGAUGUCGGCGCUGACGACUUGAACAAGCGUUUCGGCGAGGUCGGCACUGUCGACAAGGCCUCGGUCAUGUACGACCCUCAUACCAAGGAAUCCCGUGGAUUCGGGUUCGUCAUGAUGGUCGACGCCGACGGUGCCGCUCGAGCCAUCGCCGAGUUGAACGGCAAGGAGUUUAUGGGCAAGGUCAUGACUGUCGCUCACGUA
Molecule: messenger RNA, 261 nt
Organism: Filobasidium floriforme
Lineage: Eukaryota; Fungi; Basidiomycota; Tremellomycetes; Filobasidiales; Filobasidiaceae
Exons: 2
Biological process (GO): positive regulation of mRNA splicing, via spliceosome
Cellular component (GO): spliceosomal complex
Molecular function (GO): RNA binding
Source: RefSeq, a predicted model, not a curated record